Messenger RNA from [Torrubiella] hemipterigena, 2512 nucleotides. Lineage: Eukaryota; Fungi; Ascomycota; Sordariomycetes; Hypocreales; Clavicipitaceae. The record is from the annotation of a GenBank genome assembly.
AGAAUAAAGAGUGGCUCCCCAGCCUGCCCUACGACGCCGAGUUCAUCUUCCUCUUCUCCCUCUUUCUACCAAGUUGAAAUUUCUCUUCAGUCAUUGUUUUUCAUCUUACUUUUCUCACGAAAAAGCUUGAACUGAACUGCUUGCUAUAUUAACCCUCGAAUGCCCCCUUCAGUUUCUGCUUUGUCCAGAUCCUUCUUCAUCCAAGUCCUCGAUUCCAGCUCUACGCUACUGUACCACCAAAACCAUAGGCCUUACAGCCUUCGCUUCACAGCGCCUGCAACCCGCUAGGACUCCCCACUAGCCGUUAGCGCCCAGUCACUGGCAGCUUCUGAGCACCGACUCACUGCUGACUCAUUUGCACACAAGGGCAAAAAAAGUGGUCACACACCACUGCUGGAACCAGUCACAGCUGCCCAUUCCCUCACAGCCGCAGCGCUGCCUAAAUUUUGGACUUUGCCGCCACUCCGCAAUCGCGUUUCAUUACGCCCAUCCUUUUUUCAUCCAUUCCCAUCUACCACCAAUUCGCCCAGCGCAGUCCGCUAUCAUCUACAUAAAUCGCAUCGCUAGGCCCUCUGCGCCUCCGCCUGGAUUUUAAUUCCUCCUCCUUCAUCGCCGUUUUCGAACACCACCCCCCUUUCGAGCAACGACUACACCCCUCGACACAUCUCAGCCAUGGCUUCUCCUCAAUCCAACAACGACUUCGAUGCCUCGGGCGAAAGCAAGCAGCUCGAGCAGAUCACUUUCCGCUUCUGCUCGGAAUGCUCCAACAUGCUUUACCCCAAGGAAGACGAGGAGGCGCACAAGCUGCAGUACACCUGCAGAACGUGCCAAUACACAGAAGAGGCCACUACUAGUUGCGUCUUCCGCAACAUUCUGAACAACACCUCGGGAGAGACCGCCGGUGUCACCCAGGAUGUUGGAUCCGACCCUACGGUUAGUCAAGCCAUGCCUAGCAUUUGUCUUUCGUGUGGAACAUUCAUUGCAUGCCGAGUGUGUGGCUCGGCAUGCUCGCCUCUGGGCUGUGUCGCCGAACGUAACGGUAAGGCUAGUGCGUUUGGUGUCGCCCCGACUAUUGCGGAUUUUACCUACGACUCUCCGGAUAUGCCGUCACCCAUGACAGAGGGCGAAUUCUUUGCGCGCUUCGACUCGAGCUCGUUCCAACUCGCCUGUGCCAUCGACAUGGUCGACGGGUGGUGCUCCGCCAGCAGUGACAGCGAUGUUGAAUCAUUUACGCAAGAGCUGCUAUCAUCACUAUCCGAAGCCAGCGACGACGACGAUGACGAAAUGUUCUUAUAAUAACCCCGAUGCACAUACCGACCAACGACAUAGCGAUUGCCUGUAUAUGGCUUUGCACAGCAAACCUCGGCCAGCCCACAACUGGCAUAACGACACUGAUGUUGCAUUUUACUGGCAUUAUUUGUUCUUGACUUGUCUAUUUCUACCCGUUGCCUCAUCACCACCACCACCAAUUCUGGAAAUUGUGGCUGACAUUGUAUUUUUACCACUACUACAGCUUCCCCGUUCCAACAAGACUUGCCCGAAGUGCAAUCACGAGGAAGCCGUCUUCUUUCAGUCUCAAGAGCGCAGUGCCGAGACUGGUAUGAAACUUUUCUACGUUUGCUGCGAGUGCGGUCACAUUUUCACAUAAAAGGGAGUACAAAAAGGAGCGUGUUACCAUGUUUAAUAUUUCUUUCAUCAUGACGGGGAGUUAAAAAGAAGACAAAAUCUCUUGUUUGACCCAGUUGUCAGGAACUCCUGGUGUUCGGCAGGGAGUAUUAGGGUGUAUUGUUUUACAGCAUCGGUUGGCUUGGAGUUUUAUGGCCGCGUGGCCUCUGCUUUUCUGUUUCUACUAUAAAUUUCUCUUUGCCUAUGGAGUUUUAGGUUUAUACACAGCGCCAGUGAUGCUACUAUUAUGCACACUCGGAAUCUUGCACUCAGUACAAUUUUACAAACAAAAAGACAGUUCUUCAAAUAGAUUCUCCUGUGAAUACUCGUAGCUUCUUUCCAAGAAGAUUUCAAUUUAACUUCUCGCUUGAAAUAACCGAAACGUAGUCAUGAUAUGUAAUGUAGAGGAGCUUUGCAUUAUUCGCUAGUAUACCAGCUCUAUCAUAUAUAAAACGCCGCGCAAAAUAUGCCAUGUUGAAACACCCAUAAUGUACAUUUAAAUCCACAUUCUUACACAACACCCUUCUCACCGAUGGACACCACGCAGAACCUUACGCCUGCAUGGGGGCCAUGGACAAGAUCUUGCUCCAUUUCUUUCUCUUGAGUUCGGCACCGACCACACCCGAGAUUCGCGAGCCGACGGGGUCACCGGCUUUGUUGAGCAAUACGCACGCGUUGUCGUCGAAGCGGACAACUGAGCCGUCGCGGCGCUGGGUAGGGUACUUGGUGCGGACAACGACGGCGUGGCGGAUAUCACCACGCUUGACCUUGGCAGCGUUGGAGACGCCAGCCAUACCUCCGGAGGAUGAGGCGCGCUGUUCCUGAACAACCACAACGAUUCGGUCAC